UUUUUCUUCCCCGCCGCGCCUCUGUUUGCAGAUGUGAAGUGGACGGAUUUCACGCAGGGCGUGAUGGUGCCGGAGAGACCCCCGGAGCCCGACUGCAAGAGCCGGGGCCAGGAGCGAUGCAGAUGCAAAAAGACGAAGCCUACACUGUCGACCUACCUGGCCAAGAACUACAGUUACAUCAUUCAUGCUAAAGUAAAAAGCGUAGAAAGAGGGAACUGCAACGAGAUAACGACUGUGGUUGAAGUCAAAGACAUCCUCAAGUCUUCGAUGCCAAUUCCUCUUUCUCAAGUGCCUCUUCUUACAAAUUCCUCGUGCCAGUGUCCACCUCUUCAACCAAAACAGGAUGUUCUCAUCAUGUGCUAUGAAUGGCGCUCAAGGUUGAUGCUUCUUGAUGGAUGUCUAGUUGAAAAAUGGAAGGAUCAGCUGAACAAAAGGUUUAAGAGGUGGGAACAGAGACUGCAAGAACAGAAGCUGCGAACGGCCCACAGUAAGAACCAGAAUGCAGGACGCAGUGGUCGGAGUGGAGCCCCAAAACCGUCAACCAAGAACACCAGUCCCCUGGUCAGUGGCCCCAAAAAGACCAUGAAAAUAAGAAAUGGCCAGAAAGAAGUCAAUCCUAAAAGAGUAUGA
This is a messenger RNA of Mesitornis unicolor (brown roatelo), 630 nucleotides long. It is a transcript of the gene SFRP4, whose product is annotated as secreted frizzled-related protein 4. Lineage: Eukaryota; Metazoa; Chordata; Aves; Mesitornithiformes; Mesitornithidae. The record is from RefSeq and is a predicted model, not a curated record. Gene Ontology annotation, molecular function: protein binding. The annotation marks the transcript as partial. The transcript is spliced from 5 exons.